ACCACUGAGAUGAGGCGACAGUGGCGGCGACAGGACUGAGUGCGGGAUUAGCAACUCACCGAGGUCGCUGGCUGUGGGACAGAGUGCACGAUUCAGAAGUCCCCGAGGUCGGCGGCUACGGGAGGGACCGGAUUUGGAAGUCCUCGAGGUCGGCGGCGGGGGAAACAGAACCAUCUCCAUCCGACGUUGAGCGAAGCGUGCCAUGUAUAUGAUUGGUUCCCUGAUGUGUGCACUUCUUGACACGCACAACUACAAGACAGAGCAACGCCACAGUGAUUCUUCUUCCACUCUAACGCCUCCGGUAGGUCUUCCCCAUCCGUGGUGCGUCUCUCCUCAAGGCAAUCUGGUUAAGGAGCAAGUUGAUAGACAGGACACACUUGAGGAACACCGUCUCCUUGAUGCCGUUAAAAGAGUUUAUUUGCAACAUGCAGAUCUUAGAUGGACCUUUGAAUUUCUCGGGAGCUAUAGAGCAUUUCAGAAGCUGAUUAAGAAGGUAAAGAGAUGGAAGAGGCAUGGUAGGUGGAAGUGGAACAACAUAGCAUCAACUAGCAGAGAAACUUCUCAAGUUCUUGAGAAGUUAAGAUACGAGGAAUCGGCAAAGUACUCAUGUUAUGUAGUGACAAGAGGUUUGGCAGUUAGUUCGUGUUACUACCGAUUAAGGCUUUUUAGCAGGAAUUACCUGGGUCUGAAAAGCUUCCUGGAAGUAGUGGUGUAGUGUUGGAGAUUAAAAUCAUGUAAUAGUGCAAUUUCAAUUAUGUCAUGUUACUUGACGUUCAUUAAAUGCUUAUGCUUAUAGCACCUUGUAAAUAUGCUUGUGAUGUUUUGUUAUAAAUUUUGCUUUUUGAAAUCAGACCAGAUUGUUGGAAAUUUGUAUUGUCUUGU
Hordeum vulgare subsp. vulgare (domesticated barley) is the source of this 882-nucleotide messenger RNA. RefSeq lists its product as uncharacterized. Lineage: Eukaryota; Viridiplantae; Streptophyta; Magnoliopsida; Poales; Poaceae. The record is from RefSeq and is a predicted model, not a curated record. The transcript has 6 exons. The coding region runs from base 203 to 715 and encodes 170 amino acids.